This is a messenger RNA of [Torrubiella] hemipterigena, 2355 nucleotides long. The record is from the annotation of a GenBank genome assembly. NCBI's taxonomy places the organism in Eukaryota, Fungi, Ascomycota, Sordariomycetes, Hypocreales, Clavicipitaceae.
AUGUUCCAAUUUUUCACCGAGAGCAGCAACAGCAGCAGGCUGUCGGCUCCUCCUACCGACACCUCUUCCCAUGUCGCGUCCUCGUCAGGCUCUACGCCUCCUACCACUGUUGCAGACAGCGCCAGCCAGCUCUCCCAAGGCUCUGGCGACGAGGUCAUGACCGACGACGUGAUCCCUGCCUCCAAGCCAACCGUUACUCACGAUCAGCCCGCCUCUCCCCAGCGACCCCGCCGUUCUCGCCUCAGCGCGCCCAUAUAUAACUUGUCCAAGCUCUCUGGCACCGACGGCCACGGCAAGCGUCGCGCUAAUGGCGAUGAUGUGGCCGACCGCCGUCGCCGUACCAUCUCAGGCGACACCCUUAUCGGAAGUUUCCUCACACAGAGCCCGUCUCACAAGACGCACAACCUCGACGCGUUCGAUGCAAACUGGUCGCCUAGAAGCGCCAACAGCCCCCGCACAAGACGGCAAGCACGCGAGUCUCCCAGAGCACUGCGCGCAUCGUCGAGGCGCAUAACCACUGGCGGCGUGUCCAAUUUCGGAAAUAGAGUCUCGAAAAUCACAAAGCGAACUGGUAGAGCCGUCGCCAAGGGUGUAAGCAGAAUCUCGCGCGAGCUUAGCCGUCUGCAGGACACCAAGGAGUUUGCUGGCUUGGACGACAAACCUGUACUGCACACCAUCUGGUCCAAUGGCAAGUUUGUCGACCCCAAUGAAAUCAAGAAGGCGCCCGAGCCCAAGAAGCCCAAGGCGAAGCCGGUGGAAGAGGAAGCUGAAAAGGAAGAACCCAAGGCGCCCGAACCACCCAAGGAAAGGCAGCCCAAGAAAUAUCUCGACAAGGGCCUUUACGCCGGCCAGGAAGUACCAGCAGAUAUCGCCAAGGGUCUCACCAUCGCGGAAAAGAAGGAGCUCGCGCAAUAUCCCGAGCUCGCAGCCAAGCCUCGUCCCAACUCGGUCAUGCCACCAGUUCUGUAUACUGGUUUCCGCAUGCUCAUUGCUGGCCGUGAUUUUAAGCUUCCUUUCCUUACCUGCAACCCGCUCCCGCCUGGCCAGCCCAAGCCCGAUGAGUGGAAGAAGAUGACCAAGAACCGAUUUAUUGGCGAUUCGAAAGACUACUGGCGAAAGGGUGAUCAUUGGGGAGACUACCAGUCCAAGUGUGUCUGCAAGCCUGACGACCCCUGCGGCGAGGACUGCCAGAACCGCAGCAUGCUUUACGAAUGCGACGAGUACAACUGCAACGUGGGCAAGGAAAUCUGCAACAACAGAUCCUUUGCCAAUCUGCAAGCAAGACGUGCCAAGGGUGGCAAGUAUCGCGUAGGCGUGGAAGUCAUUAAGACGUCGGAUCGCGGCCACGGCGUGCGAAGUAACCGCUGCUUCCGCCCUCACCAAAUCAUCAUGGAGUAUGCUGGUGAGAUUAUCACAGAGGAAGAGUGCGAGCGACGAAUGAGAGAAGAAUACAAACACAACGACUGCUACUAUUUGAUGAGCUUUGACCAGAACAUGAUUAUCGAUGCCACGACGGGCAGCAUUGCGCGCUUCGUCAAUCACAGCUGCGAUCCCAACUGCCGCAUGAUCAAAUGGGUCGUCUCCGGACAACCGCGCAUGGCGCUCUUUGCUGGUGACAAGCCCAUCAUGACGGGCGACGAGCUCACAUACGACUACAACUUUGACCCGUUUUCUAACAAGAGCGUGCAAAAGUGCCUGUGCGGCUCCAAGAACUGCCGUGGCGUCCUCGGCCCGCGACCAAAGGAAGUGCGCGUGCCCAAGACGGACCUCAAAAAGGCCGUCAAGGCAACCGUCAAGGCCGGCAAGCGCAAGCUCAAGGAGUUCCUUGGCGACGAAGGUUCCCCCGGCGGCAACAAGAUCAAGAAGCGCAAGAUUAAGCCCGCCACUGGCGUCAAGCGCACUCUGUCUAGUGUCAGCGUCAAGGCCGCCAAGGGCGCCGCAUCUGCUCUUAAGAGGGGCAUCUCGAGCAUCACGGUCAAGAAGGCAACGGGUAAAGCUGCUACCAAAAAACCUGUGGUAAAGGGCAAGAAGAAGCUCAACGCACCAGCACUGCUUAAGAAGUCUGCUGCUGCCGGUAACCGCGGUGGCCGCAGCGUGAGCGGACUGAGCAACAACAACUCGCGCACCAAGCUCAUUUCUGCCUCGCGGUCCUCGAGCCUCACUAUUGUCGGCAUGAGCGACGAGAACAUUCGCGCUGGCCGCAAGCCUAGCGCUACGCAGAAGAAGACGCCGGCAAGCCCCAAGGCAGCGACUGUCAAGACGACGCCUAAGCCUCGCAAGGUGUCGAGCAAGAAGACGACUACCAAGAUGCCUCCUCGAGCUGCUGGAGCCAAGGCCAAGGCCAAGACUGAUUAA